GCUGAACCUGGUAAACCCUAAAGCUCAGCUCUCUCACUGUGAGUAGCCUGCAAUGUUUUCUUUUUCCAGUUCAAGACUAUCUUUAAAUAAGAUUGUUUCUCUGUUUGUCUCAAAUGCCCAACUGGGUAUUCUUCCCUUUCACUCAUUAUUCAUAAUCAGAUCCUUUUCAUCUAGGGUAUCUUCUAAUUUGAAUGACCACUCAUUUACUGUUUCCUUUCUCAUAAAUUCAUGUGGAUUAACCCUCAAAUCUGCACAAUCUGUCUCUAAGAAGAUAUGUUUUAAAACCCUUGAAAGGCCAGACUCAGUACUUAGGCUUCUCAGGGAACAUGGAUUCACAAAUUCCCAAAUCUCCAAAAUUGUUAAGAUCAGGCCCAAUGUGUUUUUACUACAUCCUGAAAGGACAAUUUUACCCAAACUUGAGUUUCUAUGUUCUAUAGGGGCUUCAAGAUCAGAACUUUCCGUAAUUGUUUCUCGGAACCCAGAUUUGUUGAAUCGAAGCAUAAACCAAAAUCUGAUCCCACACUAUCAUAUCCUCAAAAGUAUACUCGUUUCUGAUGAGAAAGUAAUUAAAUGUUUGAAAAACUUAGUAAAAACUUCCAUAGUGCUUUCGCAGAACGACUUUUUUGCCAAUUUAUCACUUUUAAGAGACCUCGGAAUUCCUCAAUCUUCCACCUCUUUCUUGGUCAUCCAUUAUCCCCAUGUUAUGUGCGUAAAAGCUUUCAAUUUUGCUGAAGGGGUUAAGAAGGUUAUUAAAAUAGGGUUUGAUCCUUCAAAACUUCAAUUUGUUAGGGCACUACAAGUUUUGCUUGGAAUAAAGCAGAAAACAUGGGAGGACAAAAUUGAGGCUUUUAGGAGGUGGGGUUUAUCUGAAGAAGAGAUUUUGUUGAUUUUCAGAAAGAAUCCCUUAUGUAUGGGUCUGUCUGAGAAGAAUAUUAUGUGCAGCAUGAAUUUUCUUGUGUGCAAGAUGGGUUGGCAGCCUGCUGCUGUUGCUAGAGUUCCAGUUGUCCUGUGCUAUGGUUUGGAGACAAGGAUUAUGCCUAGAUGCUUGGUCAUAAGAGUUUUGCUUUUAAAGGGUUUGAUCAAGGCAGAUGUUCCUUUAUCCACAAUGUUGAUACCAUCUGAAAAGAACUUCUUGGAAAGGUUUGUGAUCAAGUAUCAAGAUCAGGUGCCUCAAUUGUUGGAUAUCCUUCAUGGAAAAAUGAGGCUUACAGAGCUUGGCUUUGGUUUUGAUGAUAAAUCUGCCAUUCUGGAUUAGGAAACACAUAGCAUGCAAUGUGAAUCUUAAGCCUAUGGAUUUCCAUUUCGUGAUGUUUUCUGAUUGAGUCCCUUAUUGGUGAACCGGCAAAGCUUGAAUUAGUAGCUUUUUUAACUUGUCAUUAUUAUCUUAGAGUACUAUUUUUUAUGGUUUAAUUUAGUAGAUUUUUGUUUAAAUGUACAGUGCAGAGCUGAUGAUAUUAUGAAUAGUUUUGAUAACUCAAUUUCACUUUUCA
Molecule: messenger RNA, 1490 nt
Organism: Hevea brasiliensis (rubber tree)
Lineage: Eukaryota; Viridiplantae; Streptophyta; Magnoliopsida; Malpighiales; Euphorbiaceae
Exons: 1
Coding region: 53-1255 (400 amino acids)
Biological process (GO): chloroplast organization; regulation of DNA-templated transcription
Cellular component (GO): chloroplast
Molecular function (GO): double-stranded DNA binding
Source: RefSeq, a predicted model, not a curated record